AUGAAGACUUCUCUUUAUAACUUUAUGAAAUUAUCUAUCAAAUUUCCUUUUGAAUUUUCGAAAUUUAUUUCUAUAAAAAUGUUCUCAAACAUUAUUAAAUGCUUGAUUAAUUAAACAAAGAAAAAGGAUUUAUUUACAAAAAUUUGGCUAUAAUCUAUAGCGGAUUAACAUUCUCCCAUAUAAGUAAUUGUAUAAAUCAUCUAGGUAAUUCGAAGAACUUACAAAUCCUAAUUGAAAAUUAACUUCUAUAUCAUAAUUCAAUAAAAAUUUAAGAAUAUAUUUUAAAUAUCGAAGCUAAAAUUAUCAGCCCAUCUGAAAUGGUUAGAUAAUACAACACAGUUUAAAUAAAAUCAAUUGAAAAUAUUAUUAAAAUGUUAUUAAUUAAUAAUUAAUAAAAUUAAUUUUUACUUAAUUAGCAUAUACUAAUAUUUGUUAAUUAUGUAAAAUUCUCUUUAUUUAAUUGGUUUUCUUAAAUCAACUCUGA
Molecule: messenger RNA, 484 nt
Organism: Paramecium primaurelia
Lineage: Eukaryota; Ciliophora; Oligohymenophorea; Peniculida; Parameciidae
Source: the annotation of a GenBank genome assembly